Molecule: messenger RNA, 4831 nt
Organism: Oryzias latipes (Japanese medaka)
Lineage: Eukaryota; Metazoa; Chordata; Actinopteri; Beloniformes; Adrianichthyidae
Product: cyclin-dependent kinase 17
Biological process (GO): protein phosphorylation
Cellular component (GO): nucleus; cytoplasm
Molecular function (GO): cyclin-dependent protein serine/threonine kinase activity; ATP binding
Source: RefSeq, a predicted model, not a curated record
GGGGGAGUGGUGGAGGGAGGGGAGAGCAAAGAAGAAGGCAGCACAACAACCUCAAUAGACUGGUGAGCUAGAAAACAGGGGAAGAGCAAGGACGAGGCACUGAGGAAGACUACUGGAAAAGAGGCAGCGGGAAUGAACACGGACUAACACAAGUAAAAGCAGACAGAUGCAAGGAGGGGAUGUUGCAGGCAGGGUCAGAUAGUUGAGUAACUGGCAGAUAAAACAUUUUAUUUUACUGCUAACAGCUCCAACAUUGUCACUGUUUAGGUUGUGAUGUCUGGAUUAUACAGGUGGAGACGAAACACUUGUUAUUCUCUGAGUUCUGUGCUGGAGUGUGUUUAACUGUCUCUGCAGCAUUUUUCACUUGCACAGUGUUUGACCUUCCUGAGUCAGCAAGCGGUGUGACUGCAGACAGGAAAAAAGUGAGAAAGGAGGAGUGGUGGAGGGAGCAUCUACAGAAAAAAAAGAACAGAAAGAGGGAGAGCGUCAAAGUAGAGUAGCAGCUGAGGGAGUUGUUGCGUCUUGAACAGUGUGCUGCUCCGGCCCGCUCUGUUCCUGCCAUGUAAGCUGGAUGCCAUCAAGACUGUCGGACUAAAAGCUAGACUUUAAUAACCUGAGCUACUGGAAAAGGCUUGUUUCCUAUUUUUUGGCUCUUUUGUGCAUUUUUGACGCUGUCUAAAUGGUAGUGCAUUAAAUUCAGCAGCAAUGGAUAUGUCAAACAACUCUCAAGGGUGCUCGGCUCGUACUUCAAGGAUGGGAGAAUCCAAGGGGGGAGAAGCUAGAAUGUGUGAGGGGAUGAGAACAGGGGAGAGGGACACCCCACUGAGGCUAUCACCUUUCCGCAUGCUUCGAAUGCUAGACUCAUGUCGUCCUCCAGGAAACCGGAUUGGUAUCGUUCAUGAAAAUGUGAAGAUGGGCUCAGAUGGAGAGAGCGAUCAAGCAUCUGGAACAUCUUCUGAUGAGGUCCAGAGUCCAGUGAGGGUUCGAAUGAGGAACAAUCAUCAUCGCCGCAUUUCUAAUGAGGACAUAAACAAACGUUUGUCUCUCCCGGCGGAUAUCAGGCUACCAGAGGGCUACUUGGAAAAAUUUGCCAUGAACAGCCCACCUUUUGACAAGCCCAUGAGCCGCAGGUUACGACGCGCAUCAUUGUCGGAAAUUGGCUUUGGGAAACUCGAAACUUACAUCAAACUGGACAAGCUAGGGGAGGGCACCUACGCUACGGUGUUUAAAGGCCGAAGUAAAUUAACAGAUAAUUUAGUAGCUUUGAAAGAGAUUCGCCUGGAGCAUGAGGAGGGAGCACCCUGCACAGCCAUCCGAGAAGUGUCUCUGCUCAAAGAUUUAAAACACGCCAAUAUUGUCACGUUGCAUGACAUCAUCCACACUGACAAGUGCCUGACUCUAGUGUUUGAGUACCUGGAAAAGGAUCUCAAGCAGUAUAUGGAUGACUGUGGGAAUAUCAUGAGUGUUAAUAAUGUAAAGAUCUUUUUGUAUCAGCUUCUAAGAGGUCUGGCAUACUGCCACAGAAGAAAGGUCCUCCACAGAGACCUCAAACCCCAGAACUUGCUUAUCAGUGAAAAAGGAGAACUUAAACUGGCAGACUUUGGCUUGGCUCGGGCUAAAUCCGUUCCGACAAAAACCUACUCCAACGAGGUUGUGACGUUAUGGUAUCGUCCUCCAGAUGUGUUGCUGGGCUCCACUGAGUACUCUACUCCUAUUGAUAUGUGGGGUGUGGGCUGUAUAUUCUAUGAGAUGAUCACAGGCAGGCCUCUCUUCCCCGGAUCAACUGUGGAGGAUGAGCUUCACCUCAUAUUCCGCGUCCUCGGCACUCCCACAGAAAAGACUUGGCCUGGCAUGCCCACCAGUGAAGAGUUCAAGACCUACAAUUUUCCCUUGUACCGCGCUGAACCCCUUGUCAAUCACGCACCAAGAAUAGACAGUGACGGCCACGAUUUGCUGUCAAAGCUCCUUCAGUUUGAUGCAAAGAAGCGAGUAUCAGCUGAGGACGCUCUCAAACACUCGUAUUUCAGGAGUCUAGGGGAGCAGGUGCAAACACUGCCUGACACUGCUUCCAUCUUCUCUGUAAAAGGCAUUCAGCUUCAGAAGGAUCCUGGGAAGAGAUCCUCGGUCCAUCCAGAAUCAACGAUGGCCCAUAAGCUAGGCUCCGCACCCUCGCAGUACUUCCAGAGAGAGACUACCAAUCCCAGGGCUCAGAGUCACAAUCUCUCCUCCACUUCCACUGGCUGAGUGGCCCCUGCCAUUCUGCCCAGGGAAAGAGCAGGAGGCAGAGUGUGCUGUUUUAGUGCCAGCAGGAGCGAUGAGAGGAAGACAGCGAAACAUGGAGAAGCCACGGAUUCACUGACCCUGCCACACACACACAAAUGCGCACACGCACACACACAAACGGGAAUACUGAAGCACAUCCUGCCACUUAAAAAUACACACACCUGUGAAAAAGGCAAAUCAAACCGAAAACCACACAAACGUAAACCUUAAGGAUCAAGGACUCUGCUCCACCCUGAACAUGAAUCGGAAAUGAGGUUGUUCAGAGUGCCGGAAGAAAAGUGGGAGAAUGAGUCUCCUUGCUGCUGCUGCUGCUACUGCUGCCCAGAGGAGGGCAGCACUAGGAUGGGAGCUGACUUGGUUUUGAAGUAUAUUUUACUGUAUCAGUGAGCUGUAAAGAAGGAGGAGCCGAACACAAGCCAAAGGCAUGGAGGGAAAUAGGUUCCCCCCAUCACUCUCUUCUGUGUUUUUUUAUUGUUGUGCUUAAAUAGACUGAGCUAUAGAACUGCUUCUGUUUCUUAACAACUGAAUCCCGUAGUAUUUACACCUCAGCACUAAAAGUUUGCCUAACCUCUUAACCUUUUAUUAUAAACAGGAUCUGUCUUUCCAUCCUUUUUGUUUUGCUUUUGUCUUUUUUUUGUUUUCGUUUUAAGCAUCAUGUAUCUUAAACACUCAUUCACACUUGGAGAAUAAGUGUGAAAAUCCUUGGAGUUUACAAAGAUGAACUGUUGCACCUUAGCAGAGGUCAAGGUGGUCAUCGUUCUGGAAGCUCGUCAGUCAGGAGAAAGAAAUACACGAGUGAAGAGGAAAAUCCUUUUGAAAACACAGAAAAAGACUGUUACAACGUGCUGCACUACUUCACCGCUUUGCAAUGAACACUGCUGUUGUCAAACCAGCAGCAGACGAUGUAACACCUGCUCCUCACUUAAGUACAGUGGACGACACUUCUUCAGGAUGCCGUCAUUCCGUACAUAAGAAGAGGACUGGUGAAGGAGCGAGAGGCAAAGGACGUGUGCAAGGCCUCACCUGUUCACCCCUCUCCUCCUUUGCCUGACUGAGAUGUUGUCUUAACUUGUUAGCUGGUGUACCUUGUCUCUUUGCACCUGAUUUUACCUCUCCAUUACAUAUAGAAAACCCCUUGAUCUCCGGUGUCCUUUUUUUAUUUUUUUUUAUUUUCGAAAACAAAAUAUGUAUAUAUGAUUACGUUUUGCUUUGUCAAAAGCAAUGAUAUUUCCAGGAUGCUGUUCUCAGUCUGCACAGGGAGGGUGACUGGCUGGGCACAUGUUGCACAUUCCUUGAGCUCAGGACUUAUUGCUUGUGUUGUUUUGUUGGUUCUCUGAGAUGCAGAUGGUCUUGUGUGCGUUGACCCCCUCCCCCCCCCCUCCCAUAAUUUGUAAAGAACAUUUAUUGGCAUCAACCUGUGAGUCUUUGGCGUUGUCCAUUGUUUAGUUAAUUUGACCAAGAUGUCCCGAAACGACCCUACCUGUCAUCUCUUUAGGCAUGUUUGUGUAUUUGACAUGAUCUGAGAUUGGUCUGUGAAAUAGCUGCUGCAGGAGAAAUGAAUACCUCCAUAAAGUCUUGCAUGGCACAUAAUAUUUUAGGAUUUCACUCCCAGAUACACAUGAUCACUUGAAAACUGUACCAAAAAUGUCCACAGACAAUGACAUCCAGCUGCCAGGCAGCACUGGGGUGCGGGCAAGAAACAAUUACCUUAAAUAAUAAAACCUGUCUCAACUUUGACAAAAAGAUCAGAGACGGUUUGGUAUUUUCUGAUUGGAGUAUAAGGCGUCUGAGUUUUAGACACAUUUUGUUUCUUUCUACUGUCGUAAAAUGUGGCUUCCCCAACUGUGAGGAACCGAUUUCUCCUAUGGGAUGUAAAAAGCACACAAGUGUGUUCACACACCAACCUGCUGACGUGUAAAGAUGUACAGCUUGCGAGUGUAGAUCGGCUUUUCUCUUACCUCAGGCACAGAGCUCGGCUCAUUUCUCGCGUUUUUCUCUCCAAUAAGUUCACAAAGAUUGAAAUAACACCAACGUUCUUUAGAAUAACUACUUUUUUGUUUUCUAGAGUGUGACGGUAUGUAGCAUGUACAUAGAUGACGACCCCUCCACUCUGUAAAUAUAUAUAAAUAUAUAAAUAAUUAUAAAGUGUACAGGUUUGAUACAGCUAUUCACAUUCUGGUUUUCCUUUUUCCUGUUUCUUUACUAAGAGUCAGCAAUAUUUCUGUAAUCAAUAAAAAAGCCAUGGAAAUAGAAUAAGUCUGAUUGCAUUUGUGUUCAUUUAGCACAAUGGAUGUAAUUGAUUGAUCAAACAGAGACUUCAAAACUAUUGAUUCUUUUUUUUCCUUCCUGUUUUGCAUGCAGGAUCUAGAGAGGUUGCAUUGAUUUCUCAUGUUGCAAAAACUUUUUUUUUAAGUUGCAGAAAGCCAUAACGUUGAGAUAAAUAUGAGAAAAACCUGUUGGUGUGUGAGGAGUGUAUGCCAUGUUUGAAGACAGACCAUGAGGGUCAGAGGUGAUGUGAACACCUAAUAAACAUAACAGUAGAUCAUUG